AUGAGCCAAAAUUCAAGAAGAAGUGACGCGACGUCGACGGGUGAAAACGAUAACAAUGCAGUAAAUGGCGAGGAGUCGGUGUCCUCGAUGACAAUAAUGACGGCGAGCCAGCAGCCGUCAAACGUAAACGGGGAAGGUGAGGAGUUCUCCGGGAACAGGUCGCCGUACAGUGAAUCUGCUGAAGACAAGGCUGACUCUGCGGGUGAUAAGAAAUCUUUGAACGCGAGUACCAACAAUGUCACUCCGGUGAACAAGAACAAGUCGAAGAAGCGCAAAAAGACUCCCAGAGACGCGACAGCACCCAAGCAACCGCUCACCGGGUACUUCAGGUUUUUAAAUGACAGGCGUGAUAAAGUUCGCAAUGAAAAUCCUAAUAUGUCAUUCGCUGACAUCACCAAGGCUCUGGCUGCUGAGUGGAGCUCGCUACCGGCUGAUCAGAAACAGCAGUACCUGGUGGCUGCUGAACAGGACAAGGAGAGGUACAACCGGGAGUACAGUGAUUACAAGCAGACUGAAGCUUAUCGGUUGUUUAGUGAGAAGCAGACCAUGGAGAAGGUUAACGAUAAGAAGGAAAAUUUGUCGGAAAAAGACAAUGAUGGGUUUUCUGGAUUUGAUAUUCCGAUUUUCACUGAAGAGUUUCUUGAUCAUAAUAAAGCCUGUGAAUCCGAACUACGACAGCUACGAAAAGCAACAUCUGACUGUGAAUCUCAAAACGCAGUUCUCCAGCGUCACGUAGACAGUCUCCACGCAGCAGUAAAUCGACUAGAGUCAGAAACAAAUCAGCAGCGAACCACGAACCAAUCUCUGCAGCGUCAUCUUGAUAUUCUACGAAAUCAAUUGGCCAGUUGUUUCGCUUCAGUCCCUCUCAAAGGAACACACGAUGGUGCCAAUUUACAAAAUAUCGACAGCUAUAUCGAGCGAUUAGAAUUUUUGUUUACCAGCGGCAGCAAUUCAGACACUUCAUUCCGAAACGCGGUGCAAAAUGCUAUUGCCCAAUUCGAUCUGAUAGGAUGA
Messenger RNA from Cotesia congregata, 1014 nucleotides. The record is from the annotation of a GenBank genome assembly. NCBI's taxonomy places the organism in Eukaryota, Metazoa, Arthropoda, Insecta, Hymenoptera, Braconidae.